GUGUGUUUACAACUGGCUUCAUCCUGGCUGCAACUGGCAUUAGCCUGCUUUCCAAGAAUACAGAACCCUUGUCAAAUUUGCACUUGGAGGCCGAUGUUCAUUGGAGCAUAUCGUAUCUUAUAAUACUAGCCGUUUUUAACUGCUUUAGUGAGGAAUAGAGGGGCUUGCUGUGCGAUAUCAGCUGCUGCGUCUGUCCACCCACCAUCUGUGGAAGUGGGACAAGGGAACAGAUGGCGCAUCCAACCCGGCCUGCAGGGCUGCUGACGCUGACUGUUGGGGCAGCUUUGGGGAUGGGUAUCAAUCAUUAAAUUAGGAUGCUGCGUUUCUCUAUUGUGCAGUGAGGCUGUAUUCUGCAGAUAUGACGAUGUCAGAGUGACUUGGACCACAGUUUUGGGCAGGAGCCAUCGUAGAUUGACCAAAUUGAUGCGCUACGACUCGACCACUUGCUUCAACUUAAUCCCUUUUGACGUUUCUCUUGAUCGGUGAACAAUGGUUGACAACCGCUACGCUACAGCUCUGGUCAUCGCCUGCGUGCUGAGCAUACUCGCCACCGUUUAUCUGUCGGUGGCCGUCGGGACGCAGCACUGGUACCAGUACAGCAGCCCCACUGUCCGUGGAGAGGCUAACGUGUCUGAGCUGCGCUCCCUGUAUGAGGAGUUCAUGGAUGGGGAGUUUGAUGAGAAAACCUACAGCGAUACCCUGUUCCGCCUUAACGGGACUGUGGGCCUCUGGUGGCGGUGUGUGCUCGUCCCUGCCAACGCUAACUGGUUCAAAGAAACAGAUGCAAAGCUGGUUCUCGAGUGUCGAAGCUUCAGCCUGACUCAGCAAUUCACCCCUAAAUACAAAGAACCAGGAAAUCACAACAGUGGGGAGGACAUGCUGCGUACAUACUUGUGGAGGUGCCAGUUUCUGCUGCCAUUGGUGUCCCUGGGUCUGGUGGUGCUGGCCGGUCUCACCGGGUUCUGUGCCUGCCUCUGCCGGAGCCUCAGCCCGACUCUUGGCAUAGGGAUACUACACCUGCUGGCUGGUCUCUGCACCUUAGCCACGGUGUGCUGCUACCUGGCUGGGAUGGACCUGCUCCACAGGGUGUCGAUGCUGCCUGAUAAGGUGGACGGUUCCUUGGGUUGGUCCCUCUACUUGGCCCUCAUCUCCUCUCCGCUACACAUGAUGGCCGCCGCGCUGCUCGUGUGGGCGGCCCGCAGCCACAGUCAGAACUACUACCGCAUGACCGCCUACAGGGUGGCAUAGACUGAGAU
Messenger RNA from Cheilinus undulatus (humphead wrasse), 1256 nucleotides. Its product is annotated as claudin domain-containing protein 1-like. The transcript is spliced from 4 exons. Gene Ontology annotation, cellular component: membrane. The record is from RefSeq and is a predicted model, not a curated record. Bases 490 to 1248 code for a protein of 252 amino acids. Lineage: Eukaryota; Metazoa; Chordata; Actinopteri; Labriformes; Labridae.